Gilbertella persicaria is the source of this 587-nucleotide messenger RNA. RefSeq lists its product as uncharacterized. The record is from RefSeq and is a predicted model, not a curated record. Gene Ontology annotation, molecular function: structural molecule activity. The transcript has a single exon. The annotation marks the transcript as partial. NCBI's taxonomy places the organism in Eukaryota, Fungi, Mucoromycota, Mucoromycetes, Mucorales, Choanephoraceae.
CCUGUUUUAUUGCAGAAAAAUCUUUUUUUCUAUUCGUAAAAGCACAUAGAAAAAAUGCCUUAUAGUGAAAAUUGUCUAGAACGUUUGUUGGUCUAUAUGCAACCACUUAUCUGGUAUCCCUUAAAUAAAUUCCAUGAAGAUGUUGCCGCGAUAGAAGCGCUGAGCUUUUCAAUUCCUGAGGAGAGGAAAAUGAUACGUAGGCGUAUCAGCAGAAUCGUUGGAAAUGCCGACAAAACAAGAGAAUGUCCUUUCAGAAUUGAUAAACGUUUUCCUGCAGCAACAUCUUAUGCUUACGUCUACAGCUGGGAAUAUAGUGAAAUCUUCAUCAAUAUGUACAGAAUCCUUGAUACAAAGAUAGAUACAGCUGUAGACAUGAUGUAUUUAGGUGUUCAAUACGAUCGCAAAACGGUGGAAGAACAAUCUAUCAAGGAUUACAACAAAAUAAUGGAUGCUUUUUACGAUAAUCUUUGGAAAUUGAAGAAAAAAAUAGCCUCUGGAGAACAUAUCUACACUACCCACAAAUUUGAAAAAUAUUUCAAUUUAAAAUGGGAUGAAUAAAAGAAAUUGAGUUAGUCUCUUUUUCGAAA